UGAGUUUGUGUGCUUACUAGCAACCACUUUCAACAUUUCUGCAAAGCUAGAGAAGGGUUCCCAGUGCCGAUUCCGACACUGUGAAAAGGCCCUUCGCAGUGACACUGUGUGCUCAUUAUGGAGAGAGGGAAAAUGUUUAGAUCCACUUUGCAGAUUUAGACACAUGGAAAUGCAGCAAAACUGCAGUAUUUCAUGCUUCUGGGAAACUCAACCUCUUGGUUGUGUGAAGAUCAGUUGUAUCUUUUAUCACAGCAAACCUCGAAAUAUCAAUGGAUUAUUUUUGCCACCGAGUAGCACUAUUACAGUACAUAAAGAACCUCAGGAGGGAACUCCACCCUUGACCCAGAUUCAGGAAGCCCUGAAACCUCAGGAGAAUAUAUCACGACCCAUUCACCAUCCUUUAGUUUUAAAAACGAACUUUGAGGAAGAAGAGGAGGAAGGAAAUGAGCAAAGUGAUGCUUCCAGCUUAUGGACAAAGACCCCUGAAGAACUCGAGGAAAAAAGAGCAAUAAAGGAGAUGUGUUACAAAUCUGGUGAAUACUACAGAUUUCAAACUUCUCCAGAUAUUUCAUCAUCAAAAAGCACAGCCUCUGCAGCAGAAAAAGAGUUGGAAAAGCCUCUGGAAAAUGGCAGUGAAUUACAAGAAGGGGAUGGUCUUACAGUUCCAACCAAAUUUAGCCUAAUUGAAAGGCAGGGCGAGGUAAAAGCAUCACUGGACAGGAGACCAAGGACUGACAUUGCUGCUUUUGAAAAUGGAGGAGGCGACUGUUAUGUCCCCCAGAGGAUCGUAUUUCUUGGAGUAGAUGAAAAGAAAGAGAAAGAAAUCACCGUGUCAAAAUGUUCAAGUACCAAAGUGAAUGAUGUCCAGCCAGUGAGGAAGCCUCAUUUUAAAGGCGUGAAAAAAAGAAAAUGGGUUUAUGAUGAACCAAAGAACUUUCCUGGCCAAGGAAUGCGGAGAGCAGUACAGGCCCCAAAUCCAAAAAAUAAAAUGAGUUACCACCGCAAUAAUAAAGACAGAAAUGCUGAAAAUGCAUCUUAUAUCCAUGUUCAGAGGGGUACUGUCAGGAAUGUCUCACUAAACGCACCUCCCAGCAACAGGCCCACAAAUGGGUUCUACCAUAAAGUCAAUGUUAACAAGGAACCCAAACUCAACCUCUGUCCAGAUAAAUAUAUGUCAACAUCAUAUAAUGGUUCAGCCUGGCGAAAAAGAAUUCCUUUUUCAAAAGCAUAUUCAAAAACGGAGAAGAUAUAUACAGAGCCGAGAAGAAAUGGGAGCAAGUAAACCUAGAGUUGGAGCGAAGAGAAAAAUAAGAAAAGAGAAAAGUGCCAGACAUCAUCUGAUUUACAAUCAAAAAUGAAAAUUCCAAGAAUGAGAUAUUCAAGUACUCCCUACUAUAUACUGGGUAGCCAAAGAUGAUAAAUGCAAAUUCUGAAAAUAAGAUGCAGGAAGUACAUUGUACUCUUUCAAACUGAUAAAAAUGCAAAUUGCAAACAGCUGCCUGUGUAUUUAUGUAGGUCUGGAAUUCAUUUGAUGCAUUGUCACAAACAUUUAAUAAAAUUUAAAAGUUUGACAAUUAAAA
Molecule: messenger RNA, 1580 nt
Organism: Molossus molossus (Pallas's mastiff bat)
Lineage: Eukaryota; Metazoa; Chordata; Mammalia; Chiroptera; Molossidae
Gene: ZC3H11D
Product: chromosome unknown C12orf50 homolog
Exons: 12
Coding region: 164-1282 (372 amino acids)
Source: RefSeq, a predicted model, not a curated record